Molecule: messenger RNA, 1810 nt
Organism: Pleuronectes platessa (European plaice)
Lineage: Eukaryota; Metazoa; Chordata; Actinopteri; Pleuronectiformes; Pleuronectidae
Gene: gpr132b
Product: G protein-coupled receptor 132b
Biological process (GO): G protein-coupled receptor signaling pathway; negative regulation of G2/M transition of mitotic cell cycle; G1/S transition of mitotic cell cycle
Cellular component (GO): membrane
Molecular function (GO): G protein-coupled receptor activity
Source: RefSeq, a predicted model, not a curated record
CACACUUUUUAUGUGUCUUUUAUGUCAUCCAGUAUUUUACAUGCUGUUUAUAGAACUCUCUGCACAGAGACACAUUUUUCUCAUCCUAUUCUGUUAUUUUUGUUGAUUAUUAAUGAAUUUGAAUUAAUAAUGAGCGUGUGUUGUCACGUGAUCUGGAGUCGUCGCUCUGCGGGACGUCAUGUGACAUCCUGUGACAUCACAGCACGGAGAAGACAAAAGAGGAGACGCCCAGGAUGUGCUGAGCAGACACGUCAACACACGAGGGAGGAUGCACGCGACAAAGACAUCAUGCACGAGCUUCCAGUGACCGACUCAGUUCCUCUGAUCAAUGGCAGCUCCUUGUUGGCGUGUGAGCUGCCGUUCGACGAUGGCCGCCUGCCGCUGGUGCUGCUGUACAGCGCGGUGCUGCUGGUCGGGCUGCCGGCCAACCUGCUGACCCUCUACCUCACCUGGCUGCAGGUGAGCAGGAGCAACGUGCUGGGGGUCUACCUGUGGAGCCUGUCGCUGUGUGACCUCACCUACCUGCUCACGCUGCCUCUGUGGGCGCACUACGUGAGCCAGGGUCACGUGUGGCCCUGGAGCUCGGCCAUGUGUAAGCUCACGGGCUACAUCUUCUUCAACAACAUGUACAUCAGCAUCUUCCUGCUCUGCUGCAUCUCCUGCGACCGCUACGUGGCCGUGGUCUACAGCCUGGAGUCCCGAGGCCUGCGGCGGCAGCGCCUGGCCGUGCUCAUCGCCCUCGCCAUCGUCCUGCUGGUGGCGGCCGGACACCUUCCUGUCUUCACCAUGAGUGAGGGCGACGCUGCCGAGGGAGACCAGCGCUGCUUCGAGCCCAGUCAGACCAGUCCCACCGUGAUGGGCUUCAACUACGCUCGCUUCAUCGUCGGCUUCUUGAUCCCACUGCUGCUGCUGACGGUGACGAACCGCGGCGUCCUGGUGAACGUGCAGCGCAGCACGGGGCUGCGGCGGGAGCAGAAGGAGCGGGUCCGCUGGCUGGCUGUGGCCGUGGUCCUCCUGUUCCUGGUCUGCUUCGCCCCGUACCAUCUGAUUCUGCUGGUCAGGGCCGUGAUGUUCCACUUCACUCGGCCGCAGGACGCCACCUGUCGGUUCGAGGAGACCAUGUACACCCCCUACACCAUCUCCCUGGGCCUGUCCACCGUCAACAGCGCCAUCAACCCCAUCCUCUACGUCCUGUCCAGUGAGAACAUCCGCAAGGAGCUGAGGCGAGGCCUCGUGCAGGUCCAGGACCAGGCCCGUCUGAGACCGAGGCCCGACAGCAGCCAGAUCCAGAUCCAGUCCAACAAGAACUCCUCAGAGCUGAAUGCAGCAACCAAGGAGCAACAAGGAGGAAGACCUCCGGGCUCCUAACAGAACCUUCCUGGUCCCUUCUGGACUUGACUGAUCCUUCUGGCCUCUACUGGUCCCUUCUGGCCUCUACUGGUCCCUUCUGGACUUGACUGAUCCUUCUGGACUCUACUGGUCCCUAAAUUCUGAACAGUCGUGGAUCUAAACUUGUCUGGUUUGUUCUGACGGGGUUCAUCCUCAGGAGAUCAGGAACUUUAAAGUAUUUUGUUUUCUUUUUGUAAUCAGACAAUUUAAUUAAAACAGUAAACUAUUAUUAUAGUGAUCACGUUUGUUCUGUGUCAAAAUUAUUCAGAAUAAUUGUAGACAACGCAUGCUGUGUUGUGUGUGUGGGUGUGAACAGGAAGUUGUUUGGACGUGAACAGGAAGUUGUGUUUGGACGUGAACAGGAAGUUGUGUGUGGGUGUGAACAGGAAGUUGUGUUUAUUAAACUGUGUGUGGAUAUAUA